AUGUGCCUGUGGAGAAAUUCCACGUAUGAGCUUGACACAUUUGCUCCGUCAGUUCUUCAUCCAAUUGCAAUGAUAGAAAUUCCAAUUCACUUGUUAGCUUCUUAUAUAGUUAUAUUCAAAACUCCACCGACAAUGGCCAAAGUUAAAUGGAUGAUGAUGGUUAUGCAUUUUUGCGGAGCAUUUCUUGAUCUGCUUCUCAGUGUCCUAUCCACCCAAUACUACCUCGUACCAGUAGUCGGUGGCUACAUGCGUGGAAUAUUCACAGAUCUUGGUGUAUCCUCAAUUAUCCAAGGCCAUGUAUUCACGGUUUCACUCUGUGUCGCCGGAGUGUCUAUACUCGGAUUCUUUGAAAGUCGUUAUCACGCUGUUGUUAAAAGAAAUCGAGAGUCAAUUUUCAAAAGUAAGAGGAGAUUGUUUUAUGUAAUGUUUCAUUAUGUAUAUGGAUUCACUUUCACACUUCCCUUACUUAUACACCCACCGGAUCAGAUAGAAGCAAGGAAAAUGGCUAAAGAGGCGCUUCCAUGUGUUCCUCACUCCAUCAUUGAUCACACUGAAUUCUAUGUCUUUGUGGAAGAACCCUACAUAUUCGCUAUUUACUAUGGAAUUACUGCAGCUGUCCUUACUUCACAAGCCGUUUACUAUUUUGCACGUACUGCAUUAUACCUAUCAAGUAACAAAGCCAAAUCUCAAAGGACUCAUAAGCUUCAAGUACAAUUUUUUAUUGCAUUAACAUUUCAAAUUGCAAUCCCAUUGUGUGUUGUAAUAUUGCCAGUUGCUUACAUCAUCACUGCAUUUAUAACGAAACAUUUUGAUCAGAUCGCCAACAACAUUGCCUUAAAUUUCAUUGCAAUCCACGGGCUGGUAUCCAGUACAGUAAUGCUUAUUGCACAUAAACCAUAUCGAGAAGCUGUUGGAAAUAUAUUCCGGCUCCGUUGCACAUGGGAACGGUGUCAUAGAAGACCACUAAAUUCCAUCAGCGAUCAAUCAUUGAUGGUUGUGUCGAGUGUUGUUGUUAUCCGACGGGUUAGCAGGAUUUCUAGCAGGAUAUGA
Caenorhabditis elegans is the source of this 1050-nucleotide messenger RNA. RefSeq names its product Serpentine Receptor, class H (gene srh-133). Lineage: Eukaryota; Metazoa; Nematoda; Chromadorea; Rhabditida; Rhabditidae. The record is from RefSeq and is marked reviewed. The coding region runs from base 1 to 1050 and encodes 349 amino acids. The transcript is spliced from 4 exons.